AACAAGAAUGAUAUUGUUUUUUUUCCAUAAAAGCAAUUAUUUUCUAACGUUCAAUAAUAAAAUAAAAAUAAAAAUAAAUAAAUGAACUCAUUCAUUAAGAUGCAUUUAGGCAUAUGAAAUCAUGUAAUGAGUAUUGUUUAACUAAAAGAAGUAUCCACAGCCCAUGAAUGAAUGUUCAUUUGGCUAAAUUCUAAAAAUAAAGAUAUUUCAAAAAAGAAUCUGAGAAAUUUUAUUUUUUUUUUAGAUUGUUUGUCAUUUGAUUUCAAGAUUUAGAUUCGCAUAUAAAAACGGUAUCGUUUCAGUCUUCCUGUUCCCCCCAAAAAAUAAUAUAUAAUACAUAUAUAUAUUUUUUCAAUUUUUUAAAUUACAAAAAUAACAUGAAUCCUACCAGUAUUUUUAUUAUUUUGAUUUUAGUGUCGUUCGCAACAUCAACUCCAACUCCAUUGAAACGUCAGGAUCAACUCAAUGGAUUUACUCAGUGCAAAGGCAGCUUUGCAAAUUCAAUUACUGCACUAAGUCAUACCCCGAAUCCAGUUGUCACAGGCCAAAAUAUUACUGUUCAUUUGGCUGGUACAGCAACUGAAAUUAUUAAACAGGGUACAACGAUUGUAUAUACGGCAUAUUUUAAGGACGAACCAACCAAAGUAGCAUUUCAACAUGAACAAGAUUUUUGCGAGGUUUUUGUUAAACAAAGUGGAUCCGAAUGCCCAGUAAAAAAAGGAGAUUACUCUUUUACUGCAUCUUGGUUCAUUGAAAAACAUCCUGAUGAACCUAAAAAUGUAGUUGAAUAUAGUUUUAAUAUUUCUGUAUUCGAUUCGGAUGGUAAAAUUUUGUCGUGUGUAAAUGGGCCAAUAAAAGUUUCCUAUUCUUAAAUUAAAAUUUAGGGUGUCCAGGAUAGAACGAUCACACCUUUUUCACACUUUUUGUUAUUUUUUUCACACUUUUGGUGUGGCCGCAUUUUUUGGCAAAGUUUUACAUUUUUCACACUAUCCGCAGUAAAUUGAGUUUUAUUGGUCGAUUUAUGAUCACAUGAUUGGUUUUUAUUUAUCAAAUUUUAAGAUAGUGAAUUUGAAGUUAAAAUUAUUAUGUUAAUUCCAGCCGAAAUUACGCUAAAUCUGGCCAGAAUUAAAAAUCGCACCAAACCACACUUUUUGUUUAAAAUCCUGGACACUCUAAUUAUUAAAUAUAAAUUUAUAUUGUAACUUACUAGCUUCGUUUAUGUUUUAUAUUAUAUCUUUUAAUAUAUUUUAUUUAUGUCUAAAUCAUUCAUAUUUUUUAACAAGAUAUAAUAAAUAAAUCAAUUAUAUUACUUACAAAG
Messenger RNA from Rhizophagus irregularis DAOM 181602=DAOM 197198, 1318 nucleotides. RefSeq lists its product as uncharacterized. Gene Ontology annotation, biological process: sterol transport. The record is from RefSeq and is a predicted model, not a curated record. Gene Ontology annotation, molecular function: sterol binding. NCBI's taxonomy places the organism in Eukaryota, Fungi, Glomeromycota, Glomeromycetes, Glomerales, Glomeraceae.